Messenger RNA from Glycine soja, 3838 nucleotides. Its product is annotated as glutamate receptor 2.7-like. Gene Ontology annotation, molecular function: glutamate-gated receptor activity. The record is from RefSeq and is a predicted model, not a curated record. The transcript is spliced from 5 exons. Lineage: Eukaryota; Viridiplantae; Streptophyta; Magnoliopsida; Fabales; Fabaceae. Bases 241 to 3021 code for a protein of 926 amino acids. Gene Ontology annotation, cellular component: plasma membrane.
GCCAGGGUCCAAUCCAAGAAUAAAAAACGGAAAAUUUGUUACGUUUCAACUUAAUACUACUACUAGUCAAGAUACAAACUUUCAAACUGAUAUUUGCAGCAGAAUGAUCAUCACUAAAGUUCUAACAUUCCAUUCUAUUAUAGGAUCAUGAUUUCUGAGCAUACAUAUUUCAUUACAAGAAUGUAACAUCACUCUGUCGAAAUUUAAGUUUUAAGUCAGUUAUAUUACUUGAGAGCCAAUAUGAAUUUUCAUGCCCAAACUUACAAAGCAGGUAAAUAUCUUUUGCUUUGGCCUUCUCUAAAAAUCUUGCUUCUCCUAUUCAAGUGCCUUAUUGGAGCUCAGGUUGCCUACAGUUUCCAAAAUACAAGUGUUGGCGUGGUAAUUGAUGCCAAUUCAGAGGUUGGAAAACAACAGAAGAGAGCCAUGCAUAUUGCAGCUCAAACUUUCAAUAAUAACUCAAAGAAUCACAACAACAUAAUCCUUUUCUUCCACGACUCUGGUGGAAUCCCUUUACAAGCAGCUUCAGCUGCUGAAGAACUAAUCAUGAAGAAGAAAGUUAAAGUGAUUGUUGGCAUGGGGACAUGGCAAGAAGCAGCUCUAGCUGCUGACCUUGGAAACAAAGCUCAAAUUCCAAUUAUUUCAUUUUCUUCUCCUUCAAUAGUCCCUCCUUUAAUGCAACAUCGUUGGCCUUUUUUGAUUCAAAUGGCUAAAGAUCAGGCUGCACACAUGAACUGCAUAGCAGAUAUUAUCCACGCGUACAACUGGCAGAAGGUUAUAGCUAUAUAUGAAGACAACCCUUAUAGUGGUGAUUCUGGAUUGUUAAGCCUCUUUUCCGAGGCUCUCCAAAAGGGUAACGCGCAGAUUGAGAACCGAUUGGUUCUUCCACAUUUCACUUCUUUAUCUGAUCCAAAAGGGGUUGUUCUUGAUGAAUUGCUUAAGCUGUUGCCACUAAAAUCUCGUGUUUUUGUUGUACUUCAAGCAUCAUUCCCUAUGGUAACUCACUUGUUCAGAGAAGCCAAGAAGAUUGGAUUCUUGGGGAAAGAUUCGGCUUGGAUAAUCAACGAGGGGAUCACAAGUAUGUUGGACUUUGCAAAUAAAUCUGUUUUAUCCUCUAUGGAAGGUACUUUAGGAAUCAAAACCUACUAUUCUACAAAUUCUACUGCUUAUACUCAUUUGCAGGAAAAUUUCCAAUCUGAGCAUGCUGAAACAGCAGGCACUAAACCAGGAUCAGAUGCAUUACGAGCUUAUGAUAGUGUUAUAAUCAUUACAGAGGCCUUAGAGAAAAUGAAUAGAAAAUCUAGUAACUCAAAGCCAAGGGUGUUCUUGGAGAAAAUUUUAUCUAGCAAUUUUAAUGGUUUAAGUGGUAAUAUAAGAUUCCAAGGAAGUCAUCUAUCCAACACUGCAGUAUUGAGAGUCAUCAAUGUGGUUAAUAGGGAAUACAAGGAAUUGGACUUUUGGACCCCAAAAUUCAAGUUUGCUGGAUCUCUUGAAAUACUGAAAGACAGAGAGACAAGGGGUGAUUAUGCUACAAAUAACUUAGCUGGCCCAGUGGUUUGGCCAGGAGGCCUAAUUUCUGCUGAUCCUAUUGGAUGGAAAAUGCCUACGGAUACAGAACGUUUAAAAGUGGCAAUUCCCACAAACCCUGCUUUUGUUAAUUUUUUGAAGGAAGACUCCCAAAAGCAAUAUAGUGGUUUCUGUAUUGAUCUUUUCCACGAGGCACGGAAAAUUCUGAGUGACAAGUAUUCUGGGAUGCCUUAUGAGUUUCACCCCUUUAAUGAAUCCUAUGAUAAACUUCUACAGAAUGUCAUAAACAAGUCCCAUGAUGUUAUUGUAGGAGAUGUAACAAUACUUGCUGAACGAUCAAAGGAUGUGUGGUUCACUCAGCCAUACACUGAGUCAGGCUUAUCACUUAUUCUUCCAAUAGAGACUGAAGGGUCAGCAUGGUUGUUUAUGAAACCUUUUAGCUCGGAAAUGUGGAUCGCAACUAUUGGAAUCCUCAUCUACACAAUGUUUAUCGUAUGGUUCCUGGAGCAUCACUUGAAUCCAGAUUUUGGUGGACCAUUGAAAAAUCAGAUCAGCACAACACUGUGGUUUGCUUUUUCUUCUCUAUUUUUUGCUCAUAAGGAGAAAAUAAACAGCAACUCUGCACGAGUAGUAGUUGGUGUAUGGCUAUUUCUUGUGUUUGUUCUAACCUCAAGCUACACUGCCAAUCUUUCGUCAUUACUUACUGUCAAACGAUUGAAAUCUGGAAGAGAUGUUGAGUGGCUAAAGCAAAACAACUUAUCAGUUGGUUGUGAUAACAGCAGUUCGUUUGUAAAGAACUACAUGAUAAAUGUGUAUAAUUUCACACCACAGCAAAUAAUAGAGGUGGAUGGUGAACAUGACAUUGUGGAUAAAUUCAAAAGCAAAAAUAUUUCUGCCCUCUUUCUUGAGAGCCCGUAUGAGAAGGUUUUCUUGAAUAAGUACUGCAAGGAUUACACUGCAAUUACAGCUACCUAUAAAUUUGGAGGACUGGGCUUUGUAUUUCAAAAAGGAUCUCCCAUGGCAAAAGACUUUUCUGAAGCCUUUUUAACACUAGCGGAAAAUGGAGCACUAAAAACUUUGGAAGAGAAAUGGUUGACCCCUUCCAAGGAAUGCUCAAACGGCUCAACAUCUCCAGAAACUGAGAGCCUGACCCUCCACAACUUUUGGGGUCUCUAUAUCAUAUGUGCUGCCAUAUCCACCAUAUGCUUUGUGAUGGCCUUAUUGAAAAAUCACUUAAAUAAGCAUAACCAUAUUGAAGAGGAAGAUCAACAUCAAGACAGUGCAACAGCUGAUGAUGAUAGUGUUUGGAAGAAAGCACUCAGAAUUGGUACAGGCUUUUACAAUAAUGUGAAUAACAAAACUUUAGGUAGAGCUGCAACUUUUGGUGGAAUGCAGCUUACACGUCGCCGGAAUUCCUCAAGAUGGCAGAGCAUAAGCACUUCUGAUGAUGUGGCUAAUCCACAGAGUUCUCAAUCAGCAGUCAAAGAUAUGCUGUAAACUACUACUAAUAUGGUGUAGUCUGCAUAGUUGACAUAUAACCUUGUCCCUUGAAUAUGUGGUCAAGGAUUCAAUCUAAGUUUGUGUGUAUGGAAAAAUCUAAUCCGGAUCAGUUGGGGUUACUUUGCUCCUGAGCCUUAAUUUCAAACAAUUUCAUGAAAUAGCAACUAACAAGUGCUGCUUUCCUACAUUGCUCCAAGAGUCGACAUUGAGAAAGCAACAUAGUUUUUUGCGUUCAAGAAAAAUUGCAUUCCAUUGAACAUAGUCUAAGCCAUUUUAUAGCUUUACAAGGAAAGUAGAUAAAAGGAAAUAGCAGCGCACGACUUAGAUUCUUAAGAGUUAAGAUCGUGCGUGGUAUUUGACUAAGUUCAAAAAGAGAAAAAGAACAACCAACUAAUUAAUCCCUUAAUAAUAGGGAUUAUUGAACGACUACUAAUCCUACCACAUAAUCGUCAGUCAGCUACUUGGUAUGGCUAGUGGGAAUGUACAAUAAUAAUAAUAAUAAUAGAGACUACUGAAACAAUAGUGAAACCGUGAAGCAAAUCCUAAACAAAACACGUUGAGGCAGUAAGCCCUAAUUACUAAGAAACUUGAACAAUCAUAACAUGCUGUUGCUAGAUUUAAUUUGGCGGCGGAGGCGGUGCUCGGCUUCUAGGAUAUGGCGGCUUAAUUUGAAUGGGUCCAUUAGGUUUCGGAGGCGGUGGAGUCGGGAUCCUGCGUUUAAUUGUCUUGACCUGCAGCAUGUGAGGGUGAGGGAAAUUCAACAAUGACCUGUGAUCAGAAUCGGAAGCAUUGGUUAUGAAACUAAAAUAGGAAA